Molecule: messenger RNA, 843 nt
Organism: Cokeromyces recurvatus
Lineage: Eukaryota; Fungi; Mucoromycota; Mucoromycetes; Mucorales; Mucoraceae
Product: chitin synthase III catalytic subunit
Exons: 5
Coding region: 1-843 (280 amino acids)
Biological process (GO): protein folding
Cellular component (GO): endoplasmic reticulum membrane
Source: RefSeq, a predicted model, not a curated record
AUGGGAAAAUUCGAUGGCAUUGAGCCUAUUUGUUAUUCACGAAACGUGGAUAUGGCAGGCUUUCUUAUUUUCCAGCCUGCAAUGUUGAUUAUGAAUAUGAUUGCUCUUUUCAUGACAGGCGUUAUGAUAUAUCAUAUAAAAACUAAAUAUACUGCAGUAGGUCGAAAAGAGAUUAUCAUAUUCUUUCAAUUAUAUUCAGUGACUAUUUUUCUUGAAAUGUUAUUGGUAACUAAUAUUAUACCAACGGCAUCUAUAUUAUAUCCAUUUUUUACAGCGACGCAUAUAGGAUUAAUUAGUGCACUUUGUUGGUGCCUAUUAUUAACUGGAUUUGUUGGAUUUCAAUUCACAGAAGAUGGUACAGCGAUUAGUUUAUGGUCAAUUCGCAUUAGUACAUUUAUAGUAUUUUUUAUAGUUGGAUUUAUUGCUAUGGCAACUUUUAAUAAUCUUGGACCCUUCAAGUAUACAUCUCCUGGAAUUUUAUGGACAAUCUAUUUUAUACUAAAUGGAUCUAUGCUUCUUAUUUAUACGAUAUCACAAGCUAUUUUAAUCCUGUUUACCUUAGAUGAUCGAUGGCCAUUAGGAGACGUUAUAUUUGGAGUUUUAUUUUUUGUAUCAGGCUUAGUUGUAACUUACAUAUUUUCCGUUACACUAUGUGAAGAAAUGAAGCAUUAUCUAGAUGGUCUCUUUUUCGGUAGUUUGUGUGAUUUAUUAGCUGUAAUGAUGGUUUAUAAAUAUUGGGAUUCAAUUACAAAAGAAGAUUUGGAGUUUUCAAUCGAUUUGAAAUAUCAAAAUUGGGAAACACAAGCUUUAUUUAACGAGGAAGAAGUAAAAAGUGCUAAAUGA